Molecule: messenger RNA, 403 nt
Organism: Arabidopsis arenosa
Lineage: Eukaryota; Viridiplantae; Streptophyta; Magnoliopsida; Brassicales; Brassicaceae
Source: the annotation of a GenBank genome assembly
AGCAAAACAAGAGGGAACAUUAAAAUGACAUCUUCAAUGGUCUCUUCCAUGGUUCUCUUUCUCCUUCUUCUUCUUGUGUUUCCGCAUAUGGAUAAAGCCCUUGGCGCACAAGAGGAAGCCCAGAAACAAAGGUUUCCCAUUCCCCGUUUCAGAUGUUCUCCAAGAUACUCCUUUUGUAAAGGUCAAAUAAAUCUACCUUCUCCUCCGCCCCACAAGUCUUUCAAAGGCACACAGGAACCUGGUCAUUGACCUCACUCUAGCUUCGAAUGCGUGUGUCGGUGUGCUUGUUUCUUACAUUGUGCUUUGGUUUGUGGUUUCUGUCCUUUUUUAUCUAUGCAUGUGUGUGUCAUAUUUUACAGUUUGAUCGAACCGCCGCUAUAAUAAAUAAAACUUGUAUGUCCUU